Molecule: messenger RNA, 1728 nt
Organism: Parnassius mnemosyne (clouded apollo)
Lineage: Eukaryota; Metazoa; Arthropoda; Insecta; Lepidoptera; Papilionidae
Source: the annotation of a GenBank genome assembly
AUGUGCAAAGAACAUUUUAUUAAAAAUACAACUCGUCUACAAGACGGUCGUUUCUGUGUGAGAAUACCACUGAAACAAUCACGUGAUAAUUUAGGCGGUUCCCUACAACGCGCCAAGCUUUGCCUCCUUUCUCUUGAGCGUAGGUUUAAGGGUCAACCCAAAUUUAAAAAUAAUUAUACUCAAUUCAUGUCAGAGUAUCUAACACUAGGACACAUGUCUGAAUGUUCAUUUGAUCCACGGAGGUUAGCAUAUUUUAUACCACACCAUGGAGUGAUUCGCGAAAGCAGCUUAACGACUAAGCUCAGAGUUGUUUUCAAUGCGAGCAGUCCGACUACUUCCGGUAUUUCAUAUAAUAAUUUGCAAUUAGUGGGGCCCACUGUACAGGAUGAUCUGCUAUCUAUACUACUUAGAUUCCGACAACAUAAGUACGUGCUAUCAGCAGACGUAGAAAAGAUGUAUAGACAGAUCGUCGUACAUCCUGAUGACAGACCUCUCCAACAAAUAGUUUGGAGAAAUGAUCCAUCAGAGCUCAUGAAAGCGUACCAGUUAAACACCGUAACGUAUGGCACAGCCAGCGCACCCUAUCUCGCCACCAGAUGUCUUAAGCAGAUUGGUAUGGAUUGCAAGGACGAUAAAAUCUCCGAAAUAAUAAUCCAUGACUUCUACGUCGAUGACCUAUUAACUGGAAGGGACAGCAUUCAAGAUGCGCUGGACAUACAUAACAAGGUGUCUUCUGAACUGGCCACAGCUGGUAUGAACCUCCGUAAGUGGAAAUCAAAUGAACCUCGAGUAAUACUAAAUAAUAACAAUUCAUCUCUCGACUUAAAUAUUGGUUCUACUGAACCCUGUAAAACAUUAGGUCUCAGCUGGCAAAUCGAGUCUGAUGAACUGUAUUUUUCGACGAGUGAAAUCGUUUUAAAUAAUUUUACAAAACGUGGAUUACUCUCGGUUAUUUCACAAAUCUUUGAUCCACUGGGUCUUCUGACCCCAUGCAUAAUUUCUAUGAAAAUUUUAAUGCAAAAAUUAUGGUUACUUAAACUUACAUGGGACGAACAGUUGCCUUCGCAAAUAAUUAAAUUAUGGCUUUCAAUUGUAGAAAACUUAUCAUUUUUAAACAAUUUAAGAAUUCCACGCAGUGUUAUCUGCAAUCAAUAUAUUAAUGUAGACUUACAUAUUUUUAGUGACGCAUCUCAAGUGGCUUACGGAGCAUGUCUGUAUGUCCGUAGUUCUAAUAAUAAAAAUAAUGUGAUGGUGCGUUUACUUUCAGCCAAAAGUCGCGUAGCUCCCAUAAGGCCGACUACAAUACCACGGCUUGAGCUCUGCGCUGCACUUGUCGGUGUCCGUCUCUAUGAGAAGGUGAUAAGUUCGCUUCGAAUCCAAGUAAGAUCAGUAAUUUUUUGGUCAGAUUCGACAAUCGUUUUAGGUUGGUUAAAAAUGCUACCUAACAAAUUACAACCUUUUGUUCGUAAUCGAGUUGCCGAAAUUUUGGAAAAAACAGGUUCAUUUACUUGGCGACAUGUUUCCACUGAUCUCAAUCCGGCAGACUAUGUUUCCCGCGGUACGAACAUAAAUCAAAUUCAUAAUCUUGACUUAUGGUGGUCUGGUCCACAGUUUUUAAAGGGUGACAUGUCUAGUUGGCCUGCUAACCCUAUUGUAAGUGAUAAGCUACCAGAAACUCGCUCAGAGAUUUCUUUAGUUGUUACCGAUCAGAAAAAAACCUUUAAUUGA